AUGUCUCCAUAUCGCCUAGUUUAUGGGAAAGCAUGCCAUCUUCCCGUGGAGUUAGAACACAAGGCGUUUUGGGCACUAAAAAAUCUCAAUAUGGAUAUUUCAGCAGCUGGAGAAGCAAGAAAGUUACAGCUGAACGAGUUGGAUGAAUUGCGUUUGUUUUCAUAUGAGAAUGCUAAAUUGUAUAAGGAGAAGACAAAGAGAUGGCAUGAUGAUAGAAUCAAGGAAAGAGUUUUUGCAAAAGGACAAGAAGUGUUACUCUUUAAUUCAAGGCUCAAACUCUUUCCUGGAAAAUUAAAGUCCCGUUGGUCUGGCCCGUUUACUGUGCAAGAAGUGACUCCUUUUGGUGCAAUUACAGUGAAAGAUCAACAAUCCGGGAGGGAAUUUAAAGUGAACGGCAGCGGCCGAAACACUAUUGGAGCAGGCGAGGUCAACCGAGAGAAGACCUCAAUUUCUUUGAAAGAUGCUUAA
This is a messenger RNA of Cannabis sativa, 468 nucleotides long. RefSeq lists its product as uncharacterized. NCBI's taxonomy places the organism in Eukaryota, Viridiplantae, Streptophyta, Magnoliopsida, Rosales, Cannabaceae. The coding region runs from base 1 to 468 and encodes 155 amino acids. The transcript has a single exon. The record is from RefSeq and is a predicted model, not a curated record.